ACUGCAAUUUUUCUUCUGCAGCCGGACGAAAGUUUAUUGUUUUUGUUUCGUGUCACUUAACUUGCACCACGCAGUUUUCGUCUUCAGAGUAAUCGAUCGGUGGAUUGAUUCCGGUGAAAACCCGUGGCACUGGAUGUGUAACUUUGAUGAGCAUCGUGAACUAAUUUGCAAGCACUAGUGCGUAAGUGAUAAUCGUCAUCAAACGUGUUGCCUUCCGCGUUCCCACUUACAAUAUAGUUACAGAACCUACGGGCCACGGUUGAAAGGUCGUGGAACAGAAGACUAUAUAAAAAAGUGACGCUAAAAAAAUGUCCUACCGGAUUCUACGGAAGCUGCAGGGCAACGAGCUCGAGAUCAAGGACCCCAUCGAUGAGAUUUCGGAUGGGGCUGAUGCGGACUACGAUACCAACAGUGUGGGCAGUCAGACCCGUAAGAAAAUCAAUAUAAAUCGAUUUGAUUUGCUGAACCAACAGCAGUCGCUCUCGGAAAGCGAAGUCAAAGAAGAUGAUAACGACGAUACGGAACGGGACGCCGCCGGAGGGACGCAAAAUACCAAUCUGGUCGAAUGCAAGAAGAAGAAGCGUACUGGCAGAUAUGUGGCCAAUUCAGCUCGCCGUAGCAGUGAAGACAACGCCGACGUCGAGGACGACUUUGCCAAAACGGUCAAAGAGGUGGACCAGCUUUUCGCCGAUUACGGAAAGUCGGAGAACAGCGCAGCCGUGGCGAACAGAGCAAACGGUACGGGAGACGAAGCCGGUCCCAGCUUCAGGGGGGGAAAAUCUCUGCUCACGAUUCAACACAAGAACCUUAAUCCGCAGUAUGAAAUGAAGCGCAUGUUCGGUAGCAAAGUGGUGGCAGAUCAGCAGAAUAAAAGGCGUAACAAUCGGGGAGCUCCGCGCACUUUGAAGUCCACUUACUUGGUCAAUCCCAAAGGCAGCUGGCCACCAUUGGGCGAGUCCGGUUUAAUUAUGAACCUAGUGCAGGCUCCAGAACAAUCCGUGGGAGGUACAUCCAAAGGGAUUUUUGAUAAAAAUGUAAUCUAUUUCGAAUUCGAGCACAGUUUUGUGUACCGGCAUUUUCAACAAAAGUUCUUGAUUGCCUUGAUCGAGAGCUCAGACUCAGACACCAUAAUCAAGAUUAUCAAUCAGUAUCCUUAUCUUGUGGAUUCUCUCAUUCAGUUAAGCGAGCUGUGUAAGAUGUCCGAGGAUCAUGCCAUGGCUUCCGACCUGAUCGAGCACGCUUUAUUUGCACUGGAGUCCUCGUUUCAUACCAUGUUCAGUUUGACGCAAGGCACCUGCCGGCUGGACUAUCGGCGUCAGGAGAAUCGAGCCCUUUUCAUAACUCUGUUCAAGCACUCGCAGUACCUCGAGUCUCGUGCGUGCUCUCGGACCGCUCUUGAAGUAGCGAAACUGAUACUCACUUUUGAUCCGGUCAAUGACCCGCUGGCGAUCAUUCUUAUGAUCGACUUCUAUGCUAUUCGCGCCAAACAGUAUGACUGGUUGGUCCAGUUAUAUGAUGAGUAGACCACCAACAACCUGUCGCAACUGCCGAACAUGGCAUAUUCGUCCCUGGCGUUGUUUCUCUUGAAGCGAACAGAGGCUGCCGAUCGUGCCCUCCAGUAUGCGCUGCUGAUGUUCCCGUCCGUGCUGCGAUUACUGUUGGACGAAUUGGGUAUUCAGCCGGACUCCCGAGUUAUCGGGCACAGCUAUUUCGCUGCGAGCACCUACGACAAGGCCACUGUUGCCCUGCAACAGCUCACGUCGAUGUACGUCUGUCGGUCGAAGUUGGUCUGGCGAGAUACGGAGAUUCUGCCAUGGUUGGAACGGAACGUUAGCACGGUGUUGGAUCGGGUUGACAACAAGGAUGAAAUCGUUGCGCAGUACACUGCAAAAAGGUAUCAAAGAUAUAAGAAACCUCCGAGGGCAAUCUUGCGACACAUCGUCCUGUCGGAUUUCAAGGAGAAAGUUCCGCUCGCACAGUUCAUCAAGAAAGAAAAGGAACCUGUACUGAUGUUCGAUCCACUACCCCCGUUGGAUUCAAUUAACCUUUACCACGGGCCGUCAAUUAGCAAGCUUACAAGGAACUUGAUCAACGCUUCACCGUUUUCGAUGUUUUUCCAAUCGCCACUGCCGAGCUUCAGACUACAGCAGCAAGCCCAACAGCAGCAACCGGGCCAGCUGGCGAUCCGUAACCGCGAAGCCGGCGAAGGUCCUGCUGCUGCGGCGGCCCCUGCAGCCGGCGCUGGUGCCAUCGCCAGCCUCCAGGCGUACACCAAUUGGCUCAACUCCAUUGUGGAUGCUAUGCGGGACUUCCUGUCCGACAUUCGGGUGCUGGAGAGGCCCAACGAUACCGACGUGGACGACAACGAAAGCUCCGACGGCGACGAGCAGAACGACUGUCUCACGUAAGCGGGGACCGUAAGGAACGCGUCUGAAGUCAUCGAAUGUGCCAAUUAGUUAAGUUAUUUUCAUCGUUUUCAUACGGUGGUACCGUCAAGUCGCCAUUCAUCGUGCAUGUUCGUCUAGAACCGGCAUAUUUCAAGUGAUAAACUGCUCACAUUUCGCCAUGCCGUUACACCCGAUGGGCUUCGUUUGCAGGAUUACUCGCUUCCUCCGGUAAUUAUUGCAGCGGAUGAUGGCAAUUAAUCAUACGAACAGAUAGUGGAAACUCCUUAACAUACCCUGGCAAGCAAGACUAUACCAAUCGACGAUCAAUGACACCCGUUCAGGGAAAUUCAAUCUGUGGGCAUAAAUUUAAUUUUCUUCGUUCAAAUGCUGCAAAAUAUAACAAAUAAAAAUGACUGUAUGUACAAUACCAUUAAAAAACAA
Messenger RNA from Armigeres subalbatus, 2828 nucleotides. RefSeq names its product ribosome quality control complex subunit TCF25-like. The record is from RefSeq and is a predicted model, not a curated record. Lineage: Eukaryota; Metazoa; Arthropoda; Insecta; Diptera; Culicidae. Gene Ontology annotation, cellular component: RQC complex.